Molecule: messenger RNA, 3560 nt
Organism: Schizosaccharomyces octosporus yFS286
Lineage: Eukaryota; Fungi; Ascomycota; Schizosaccharomycetes; Schizosaccharomycetales; Schizosaccharomycetaceae
Product: AAA family ATPase ELf1
Exons: 1
Coding region: 71-3244 (1057 amino acids)
Molecular function (GO): ATP hydrolysis activity; ATP binding
Source: RefSeq, a predicted model, not a curated record
CUUCAACAGCUACCAAGUCAAUCAUCAGAUCUUGCGAAAUAUCCAUUUCGCAACGUCAAAUCUGAGAGACAUGACAUCCUCUGUGCUAUUUCAAGGUCGUGAAGAAGACAAUGUUCUCAAACUACUUGAGGACUUAUUGAAUGCUGAAACCUCUAAGGAUUGUGCCAAUAUUGGCGAAAAAAUUGGAGAAAUUUUCAAACAGGAUGAGCCUUUAAUUACCUUAAAGACUACUGGCUUCUUAGAUGGAUUAGAAAAGGCUGCUCGUAAUAAGAAGUCAGGCUUCCAUAGGGAGUCUGCUAUGAUCGGGUUUGCAUCAGUUAUUCCAAAGAUCGGCCGUCCUUGUGAAGUCGAUUUCCUUCCUUAUCUUCCAGUAAUGCUCGACUUGUUUUCUGACAGAGGUGAGGUAGUGAGAGCUGCUGCAAAAAUGGCCACUGACUCCUUACUCAAUAUUCUUCCUUCUGUCUCGGUCGAAACUCGUUUGAUUCCCUCUUUAAUUGAGUACUUGAAUAGCUCAGCUGUUAAAUGGCCGAGUAAGGUGGCUGCUCUUGAGUUACUUGGCUCAUUGGCGAAAACAUUCCGUAACGCCAUUGCCGUUGCAAUGGGUUCUUUGAUUCCCUGCAUUCGUGAACGUAUGCAUGACACUAAAGGUGAAGUCUCUCGUGCUGCGAUUAAGUGCAUGUUGGACCUCUGCACUGUUGUUGAAAAUAAUGACAUUAUUCCUCAUAUUCCCAAAUUGGUUGACUGCAUGGCCCAUCCAGAGACUUUGGAAGAGUGUAUUAAAGACUUAAGUGCCACUACCUUCGUUGCUACAGUUGAAUCCGUGGCUUUGGCAGUUUUGGUUCCCAUUUUAAAGCGUGCCCUUGCUGAGCGUUCCCAAAUCAUGCUCCGUAUGACUGUAAUCAUUACUGACAAUUUGUGUAAGCUUGUUCCCGAUCCCGCUGAAGCUUCUGACUUCCUUCCAGAAUUGAUUCCAGAAGUUGAAAGAAUUGCACAGGGUGCUGCUAUGCCUGAAGUUCGUGCUCUUGCAUCUCAUGCCCUUACUACCUUAAAUAAGGCUGCGGCCGCUCAAGCUGCUAAGGCCGCCAAUGAUGCGGAGAGACAAGCUGUUUCUGGUGUUCGUUCCAGAAUUCAUCAGUUCGUCACCGAACAUGCAAAGUGUCCCCAGAACUUUAAUAUGGGAGAAGUUUUGGAUUACGUUUGUGAUGCCUAUGUUGCCUUCUACAACAAUAAGCAGUUCCAGAAGGAAUCUUGGGUUAAUGAAAUGGGUAUUCCUUACUUGUCUCCUUUUGUUGGUGAAAGCGCUGCCGCUGAAUCGGUUACCAAAGCUUAUGAUGAUCUCCACUCAUUUUACCAAUCUUUGAACGGUCCCGAUAUUUCAACUCUGAAUAUUGAGGAGGAAGAACUUGUUAAUACAGAUUUUUCACUCGCUUAUGGUGGUCGCUUACUUUUGAAUCACACCAAUUUGCGUCUUUAUAGAGGUCAUCGUUAUGGUGUUGUCGGUCAUAACGGUUGUGGUAAAUCUACCUUACUUAAGGCUAUUGCUGAUUAUAAGGUUGAAAACUUUCCCGCUCCUGAACAAGUAAAGACUUGCUUUGUAGCUCAUAGCUUACAAGGGGAAGAUACUAGUAUUUGCAUCCUUGAUUUCGUCGCUAAUGACCCAGCUUUAGCUAACAUGAAUGUUACUCGUGAGGAAGCUGCAGCUGCAUUAAAGUCAGUCGGCUUCACAGAAGAUAUGCAAAAAGAUGCAGUGGCUUCUUUGUCAGGUGGUUGGAAGAUGAAGUUAGAAUUAGCACGUGCCAUGUUACAGAAAGCUGAUAUCCUUUUGUUGGACGAACCGACUAACCACUUGGACGUUACCAAUAUUGCAUGGUUGGAAGCUUAUUUGACUGCUCAAACUCAGAUCACCUGUCUUAUGGUUUCUCACGAUUCCUCUUUCUUAGAUCAUGUAUGUACGGAUAUUAUUCACUACGAAGGUGUGAAGAAUGCACCCAAGAAAUUGGGCUACUUCCCUGGCAACCUUUCCAGCUUCGUCGAAAAGAAACCCGAAGCUAAGUCAUAUUAUACACUUUCAGCUACAAAUGAAAAGUUUGUUUUCCCUCCACCUGGUAUCCUUGCUGGCGUGCGUUCUAAUACGAGAAUCAUUUUGAAGAUGACCAAUGCAAGUUACAGUUAUCCAGGUUCCUCCAAGAAGUCGCUGGAUGACGUUACUUGCGGUCUUUCUUUAUCUUCCCGUGUUGCUAUUCUCGGUCCCAAUGGUGCUGGUAAGUCUACCCUUAUUAAAGUACUCAUUGGUGAGGUUAUACCUCAAGAAGGCCGUGUUUUCAAGCAUCCUAACCUCCGUGUUGGUUACGUAGCACAACAUGCUUUCCAUCAUUUGGAUCAACAUUUGGAAAAGACUCCCAGCCAAUAUAUUCAAUGGAGAUACAGUGGUGGUCAAGAUCGUGAAGUUUUGGAGAAGGAGACCCGUAAGUUAACUGAUGAGGAUCGUGCUCAACUUCAACGUGAAAUCACCGUUGAUGGUGAACGCCGUAGGGUCGAAGCUUUGAUUGGUCGUCAAAAGUAUAAGAAAUCCUUCCAAUAUGAAAUCAAAUGGCUUGGAAAGCCUCACAAGUACAAUAGCUGGAUUCCUCGAGAUCUGUUGCUUGAAAAUGGUUUCCAAAAGUUUGUCCAAGCGUUUGAUGAUAGAGAAUCAUCUCGUGAAGGUUUGGGCUUCAGAGAACUUAUCCCUGAAGAUAUUCGCAAGCACUUUGAAGAAAUUGGUCUUCCUGGUGACAUUGCAGACUACAGUCCUUUGAGUAGCUUGUCUGGUGGUCAGAAGGUCAAGGUUGUGAUUGCGGCUUGUUUGUGGAAUAAUCCUCAACUUUUGGUUUUGGAUGAACCUACAAACUUUUUGGAUAGAGACGCUCUCGGUGGUUUAGCAACUGCUAUUCGUGACUGGGGUGGUGGUGUUGUCAUGAUUUCUCACAACGCUGAGUUUGUUUCUGCACUUUGUCCUGAACAAUGGCAUGUUGUAGCUGGUAAGCUUACAAACAAAGGCAAGUCUGCUGUUGACAAUGAGAAGUUUGAGGAUUUGUCUGAGAAGGAUUUGAAGAAGAUCGAAUCCAAGACAACUAAGAAGAAGAAGCUUACCAGAAACGAAAUGAAAAACAAAGAGCGCCGUGCUCGUGACAGAGAACUUGCUUGGUUAUCUUCUCCUAAGGGUACUCCAAAGCCAAAGACUUUCUUCUCUGAUGAUGAAGAGUAAACGAUUGCUGUACAGUAUAUUAUCUGUAUGGUCUAGCGCUUUAACAUUUGAUUUACUUUCUUCUUUGUUAGGGAAAGUGAAUUUUUAAUUGAACGGGUUAUUAAUUUAUACAUCAUUUUACAAAGUUGGAUGAUCUACAAAACAAUAAUAGUUUUAGAUGUGGGUUUGGUUUGGUGCUUAAUAGAUAUUUAACUAGACAGGUAUAUCCAGUUUUUGAUUUAAAUAAUACAUUUAGGCUUUUAAAGCUUGAUUUUUUCUUUAGUUGCAAAGUGUAUAUGGAGUAUGAUUCAAAAGCAAAUACGACAAAUGCACAGCG